UCAGGCGAACAAUGGCGGAAUACGCGGGAAAAAGUGUGAAGAGGACGUGCCGGAGUUGGCGGGAGUUGUUGUUGCUGGUGGAGGCGAGGUGAGGCAGGUGAGGCCCUGACUGUUGCGCGUCCACACGCCCCUGACACCCACCACCUGGUAGCUCACACCUCGCGCCACCACCAUGUCUGCGUCGCCCAGUAAGACUGUUAGUGCCAGCCCCAAGAGCUCGCCCUCCAAGAAGGAAAUAGAUGCUGCUACUGCUGCACUAAAUCAUUUUGCUCAAGGAAAGAGGCACUUGGUUGUUGGAGAUAUUCAGUCUGCUGUUAACUCUCUACAGGAAGCGUGUAGAUAUCUCGCAGAAGAAUAUGGAGAGACUGCUCCAGAAUGUGGGGAUGCCUAUUUCCACUAUGGCAAAGCCUUGUUGGAAAUGGCUCGUAUAGAGAGUGGAGUAUUGGGAAAUGCCUUGGAUGGAGUUCCUGUAGGUGAGGACAUGGAUAAUUCCCAGGUAGAGAGUGCAGAGAAAGCGACAGAGGAGGAGUGGGAGAUGGUUUCCAAAGAUGUUGGUGAAGCUUUGGAAGAGAACUACAAAGAUAUUGAGAAAAAUGUGAAGACUGUAAAUGAGAAAUUGGGAAAGAAAGCUAUGGCUGAAAGUUCAAAGGGAGCUCAUGCAUUAAAUGGGGAUGGUUCAGAGGAUGAAGGCAUAGAAAAUCCUAGUAGAGAUGUCAGUGAUGAGAGUUCUGAUGCCGGAGGAGUAGGGAAGUUGGAGGUGGAUGAAUGCGAGGAAAAGUCCCAAUUAGAAUUAUCGAGCACUCUUGGCAAGGAUAAUGUGACCAGUGGAGGCCAGAUGGAAACUGAAACCGAAGAGAGCCUCCAAAAGAGUGAUAAGGAAGACAAACAAAAAAUUAAAUUGGAUAAGGGAAAACAGAAGGGACCAGAUGGGAGCUCCGAGGAAGCAAAGAUGGUAAAGGCUGAGAAGGAAAAUGACAGCAAAGAGGCAGUGAAUGAGAAAGAGGGAAGUACAGAGGAUGAUGAAGAGGAAGACGAAGAUGGUGACUCGCAGGAAGGGGAGUCUCAAGAUGGUGACUCUCAAGAUGAAGGCAGUAGCAAAGAGGAGACUAAAGAAGAUAACGAUGAAAGUAAAAGUAAUGACGAAGAAGGGGAGAAGACUGAAGAAGAUGAAGAGGAAGUGUCAAACUUGCAGCUGGCCUGGGAAAUGCUGGAGCUAUCUAAAAUUAUUUUCCAAAAACAAGAAAAGGACAAUCCUGAAAUGACCAAGAAGGUAGCACAAGUGUUCUUGACACUUGGAGAAGUUGGCCUAGAAAGUGAAAACUAUGCUCAAGGUAUUGAAGACUUCAAACAGUGCCUAGAGAUCCAAGAAAAAAAUCUAGAAAAGGACGAUAGAUGCUUAGCAGAGACGCACUACCAUCUUGGCGUGGCCUUUUCAUUCUCUGAUGAUUUUGACAAGGCUGUAGAACACUUUCAGGCAGCGGUAAAUGUGAUAGAAUUGAGGAUCAGCAAUCUUAACAAACGGAUGAAAGAGAAAGAGACUUGGACAGAAGAGCAAAAAAAGAAAGAUGCUGAAGUGAGACCAGAUCCUUUCUACACUGAACAAGGCGAGAUUGAUGAACUAGAGAAGCUGCUGCCAGAAAUAAGGGAGAAGAUCGUUGACAUGGAAGAAAUGAAGAAAGACACAAAGGAAAAAAUGCAGAAAGCUGCUAAGGCGGCAUUCAUGGCUCAAACAAUUGGAGGCCGAGCUCCAGCAUGGGAAGAAUCUGGCUCACAAGGAGGAUUUGAUGCUCCAAGUUCGAGUUCGUCAAAGUCUGAAGCAAAGUCCAUUACACAUCUUGUUAGAAAGAAGCAGAGGAAGUCAGAGGACGAAGCUACAGCGGAGGUGAAGAAAGCCAAAGUUGAGAAUGGUGAAACAACAAACAGUAAAACCAAGAGUACAAACGGUCAGUCAGAGAACGUGGACAUGGAAGAAAAGGAAUCCUCCAAAGGUCAGAGUGUGGAAGAAUUAAAGAAAAAGGCUGCCGAGGAUAUGAAGAAAACUACGAAAGACAUAACGAAGGAACACUCUAAAGCUACCACUUAAGUUAAUUGCUAUAUCCCCCAACCACUGCCACUUGUGAAUCUUUUGUUGAUUUUACCAUAGGAAGUAAAGUUUUAGCACUUGUGAAUGUGUUUUUAGGAUUUGCAUAUUUACAUAUUUAUUAAAAAUAUUGAAGA
Messenger RNA from Procambarus clarkii (red swamp crayfish), 2217 nucleotides. RefSeq names its product histone-binding protein N1/N2. Gene Ontology annotation, biological process: DNA replication-dependent chromatin assembly; CENP-A containing chromatin assembly. Gene Ontology annotation, molecular function: histone binding. The record is from RefSeq and is a predicted model, not a curated record. Lineage: Eukaryota; Metazoa; Arthropoda; Malacostraca; Decapoda; Cambaridae. Gene Ontology annotation, cellular component: nucleoplasm.